AUGAAACCAUCCACAGAGGAAAUAGUAAAACUUUUUCCUACCGAAGAUACAAGCACAUACUACAUUCCACCAAUUUCGAAAAAAAUAUCGCGAAUUGGAAAAUCUCUAAUUUCACGUGGAAAAUUAGUGGACAAAUAUCGGAACAAAACACGUGCCUUGAAACUCAUUCAUGAGUGGAAAUCACCAGACGACCGUAGAACCGAUAGUCCGGACUCAUCCUCCGAUGAAGACGCUAUUCUAGAAGCUAAAGCAUGGCUGCAAAGUCAUUCAAUGCCAUGGGAAAUUGUUGUUACAAAUUGGAAGUUGACGGCUGAAUAUCGACGAAAAAGUAUAAAAUCAAACCGCAAUUUGAAAUUGUCUCAAAUUUUUGAAAGCUGGCCUAUUCUUAAACAUCCAAAUGCAUAUACAUUAAUUGAAGAGGAUUACUCAUGUCUAAAAUUAUCAACGCGAGAAUUAACAUUGGAAAGUUGGACAACUUUUUUUACAAAAGUUUUAGCUGUUCGGCCACCAAAAAAAGACGAUGACGCUGCGAAAGCUUUUGUAGAGUUGAUUCAAUACGACGAGAAAUUGACCGACAAUGCAAAAGUUGUUGCGCAACUGAGACUUCUCCCACAUCUACUUCCACCUAAAAACCGAUUCCGUGUGAAAAAAAUCAGUGGAAACCAUCGAUACCUGAAUGUAAAGAUAGCCUAAUUAUUUCAACUACUUUAAUAGCAGACAUCACGAAAAUACAAGAAGAAAAGAGACAAGCAGCCAC
Temnothorax curvispinosus is the source of this 757-nucleotide messenger RNA. RefSeq lists its product as uncharacterized. The transcript has 5 exons. The coding region runs from base 1 to 693 and encodes 230 amino acids. NCBI's taxonomy places the organism in Eukaryota, Metazoa, Arthropoda, Insecta, Hymenoptera, Formicidae. The record is from RefSeq and is a predicted model, not a curated record.